UUAUGAUUAGAGAUAGGCUAAUAAUUAAGCAGUCUUAUAGACUAUAACGAUAAAACGCUCAAUUAAAGGUAUUCAAUCCGUCUUAUAGUAGACCCACUUGUCCCAUAGAAAAGUGGCCUGUCUUGUCUGUGGUUGACCGCGAGGUAUUCAGGACCCGAUGAGAGAGUUUUAGUGUGCCGCUGGCUGAACAAUCCUUCGUGCUUCGCCGAUGGCUUGCCUUGCGACACCCAUCGUCCGUCCGUCCGCUACUGCUGUAGAUAACGGUACGGAUACGGAUAGCAGUUGCAGAUUUGGUGCAGCGUACUGUGCUCCGGAGCAGCAUUGCAUCGCCACGUAGUACCAUACCUGUACCCGUACUCCCACACACGAGCCGCAUCGCAUCGCAUCGCAUCGCAUCGCAGCUCGCCUCGCCUCGCCAAGCAUGGGCAAGCGAGAGCACCGGUGAAGAAGGCAACAGAGUCGUCGUGAUCCUGUUCGGGAGGUAACUCCUUCUCCACCGAAGCGGCCUGCCAGUUGCGCCUGAGUGUGUGUGCCUGUGCCUGUGCCUGUGCCUGUGUGCCUCCGCCUGUUCUCUCACAAUCCUCUGCUCUGCCAUCCAUCGCUCACUGUCCCACUCCGCCCUGCUGCUUCCAAUCCAUCCCCAUGCCUCCCUCCUCGACCUUCCUCGCCCGCUGCCUUCUCCUGCCCACUCCGCUGCUGUCGUACAUGCUCCACGUGAGUGCACUCCGCUUUAUCGAGCCGCGCCACCACGACACCACCUCCGCCUCCGCCUCCACCUCCACCUCCAUCCCCGCCCCCAUCUCCAUCAAUCCAGACCAGAAUUGGGACGGUAUUGAUGGCCCCUGGAACUCCUUCACUCUGCGCGUCGGCACUCCUGAGCAGACGGUGCGCACAUUGCUCUCCUUCGCCUCCUACCAGACCUGGGUAGUGUUGCCGGAAGGAUGUCAGGCGGCCGCGUCGCAAGCCGCAUGCGCCGAGUCGAGAGGGAGUUUGUUCUACAAGAACGAAUCGUCAACGUGGGAUGAGCAGGGUAUCUACGAUUUGUGGAUAGAGAAGAACCUGGACUACAACGGCAAUGCCAUCUACGGCUACGACACAGUGGCACUCGGUGGCAUAGGCGAAGGCGGCCCAAUCUUGAAAAACACCACCGUUGGAGCUUUAGCCGUCGAGGACUUCUACCUGGGAGUACUCGGUGUCAACCCCAAGCCAACAAACUUCACCACCUUCAACCAUGGCUCGCCAAGCUACAUGACCCUGCUCAAGGAACAAAAUUACAUCCCGAGUCUCUCUUUUGGAUACACCGCUGGAGCUCAGUACCGAUUCACUGGCGUUCUUGCCUCAUUAACGCUGGGAGGCUACGACAGCAAUCGCUUCAUCGACAACAAUGUCACCUUUCGAUUCGCCGCCGAUAAUGAGCGCGACAUUGUCGUGGCUAUACAGGACCUUACCACACCCUCGCAGAUCUCCUCCAAUCCCACAGCUACCAAGCUGCUGCCCUCCCCGGUCUAUGCAUACAUCGACAGCACCGUACCUGGAAUCUGGCUUCCCAUAGAAGCCUGCAGAGCAUUUGAGCUCGAGUUUGGUCUCGUGUUCGACAACGACACACAGCUUUACCUUGUCAAUGAUACCCUGCACGAUUCUCUCUUGGACCGGGAUGCUAACGUCACAUUUACGCUCGCCCAAGCUUUCACCGGUGGCCCGACAGUACAAAUCACGCUGCCAUAUGCGGCCUUCGACCUGACCGCGAAGCCUCCGUUCCAAGGACCGGACUCCUCGAGCGCUGUUUCAAAUGACACCAAUUACUUUCCCCUUUUCCGCGCUCAGAAUGACACCCAAUACACCCUGGGAAGGGCGUUCAUGCAAGAAGCAUACAUCUCUGUUGAUUGGGAGUCUGCAAUAUUCAACGUGUCUCAAGUUGCAUGGACCGAGAAUGCCGAAAAACAUCUGGUUCCCAUCAUUCCAAGCUCGGAAAGUCCUGGGGCACGAUCGAGCGCUUCUGGAGACGACCAUAAAUCCAGCCGUCUGAUGCCCGGUGCCAUUGCCGGCAUAGCUGUAGGCGCAGUGGCCGUACUUGCGCUCCUUGGAAUCCUGCUCAUGUUCUACUUCCGAAAGAAGAGGCAGGCUGCAGUUAAGCGCAUUGAGAGUGAGAAGCUAUCGGAUGACGCGUCAACAUCCGCAGCUGCAACGGUGCUCAGCGGGGAGCGGAACAGUGCUUAUCAGAAAGCGGAACUGGAAGGAUCCUCUACACCCUCAGGACCGUUCAGCGACCGCCAUAGAUUGACGUCUUCGACAAAUGGCUCCGUCAGUGAAGACACCCCUCACUCGAUGACCGUAUCUUAUAAUCCUGGUUAUUACAUGACGACUGCCGGCGCAUCAACCCCUUCGUCGCCAUCUGCAGCGGAAGGAACUCAUUCGAGAACGCAGAGUGGCAGCUUCUCCCUCAUGUCGCCCUUAUCUGCAACUGCCAGCGAGGCUGACAGUAAAGAGCGGAAAGUUUACGAAAUGCCCGGAGACAUGCCUGCCAUUCGUGAGAAGGAUGGCCGAGCACUGAGCGAAAAGGAGGCGAUUCAACGUCGCGAGCAGCUCUACAAUGGAAUCGUCUCGACAACCCCAACAUCAUCGGAGCACCCUCGAGAAGGACUCCGCGAGCCCAGACGUGUGAAUCCCGAGGAGAUCGUGCAAAGAAGCAUCGACCCCGAACCUCGAGACACGGCCCUUCAUCGAAGAUUUUCUUUUGAACGUCAACCUGGAAGCACAGAGGAGCUCUACGACUAA
Molecule: messenger RNA, 2775 nt
Organism: Pseudocercospora fijiensis CIRAD86
Lineage: Eukaryota; Fungi; Ascomycota; Dothideomycetes; Mycosphaerellales; Mycosphaerellaceae
Exons: 1
Coding region: 643-2775 (710 amino acids)
Biological process (GO): proteolysis
Cellular component (GO): fungal-type vacuole
Molecular function (GO): aspartic-type endopeptidase activity
Source: RefSeq, a predicted model, not a curated record